AUGAAUUUAGCAAUGCAACAUCCCGUGGCAUAUCCAUUUUAUAUGGACUCACCUCGUCUUCGAUUUUCUCUUCCCUGGCCCUCAAAUCCUUUUCAAUAUCCAUCUCAUUCUCAACAAUAUUAUUCUUCAUCAUAUCAACUUUCACCGUCGUUGACACCUAUAUCUUAUCCAUUGCCAUUUAUUCUCUCUCACCCUUUGCGUGCUCCUAAUCCACCUCCAAAACCUAUGCAAUCGUAUUCAUCAUAUACAAAUACACGUUAUAAUCAUUUAAAACAAUCUACCAGUCAUAUGAACCGACAUCGUUCUAUGGAUGCAUCAUUACAUUCUCAACAUCAUUCCAUUCCAAAUCAUCAAUAUCAGCAUUCGAAAGCAAAAUCAAUCUCAGAUUUGCAGCAGUUGUCUAAUCAAAAUUCAACACAUUUACUGAAAGCACAUUCAUGGCAUUCAAUGAAUCAUAUACAUCAACCGAAUAAAAAUAUAAAUUUUGCAAAGGAAGUACCUUUAAUUCAUGACAAGCAACAUAAUCAUUGCUAUUCACCGAAACAAAAGAAAAAAAUACAUAAACUACCGUUACCGCCAUUAUCACCAAUACAAAAGCAACUACAUGAAACUGGUAUUGUACGUAUAUCAACAUUAGAUGAAAUGCCAAUUAUUCAUAAUCCAAUAUAUAGAGAAAAUAUAGUUACAUCUAAUAUUCAUAAUAAUAAUAAUAAAAAUAAUAAAAAUAAAAAUAAAUCUCAUCAAAAACAAAAUAAUAAUAAAUCAUCAUCAUCAUCAUCAUCAUCAUCAUCAUCAUCGCCAAGUACGAGUAGUAGUCAUUCAUCAUUUCAAAAGCUUUUAAAUGGUACACUACGACAUGAUCCAUUACUUACUGCUGCUAUGGAAGAUUUUCGACAGCUACAUCGAACGUCAAGUCAAAGUACACCAUUAACUCCUCAUAAUCGUGAUUUAAGUCGGGACAGUCUUUGUUCUGGAUCAACACGUCAUUCAUCAUCUUCGUCCUCAUCAACAUCAUCAAUAUCUCAAUGCCGAAGUCAAUCAAGUUUUACAUCACUUGAACGUUUAGAAAUUCGACGUUUAAUAAAAAGCCUUAAAAAAAAUGGUUUACAAUCAUUAACUGUUCCUAUUCCAACAUCAUCAAAACAUUUACCACCAUCUAAACAACCUAUAAGUAAAACUUUGUCGUCAAGUACAAUACCAUCAAUAUGUAAACCAGAAAAAUCUUCAAUUACCGAAGAAUUAGAACGCAAAUUUAAUAAAUUACGUUCAUCUAAUCCAAAUCAAGAAUUGAUCUAUGUUAAACCAUCAUCAAUUACUAAACAAAAAGAAGACGGUGCAUCAUUACAAAACGAUGAAAAAAUUUUACCUAGAAAACAAAUUGAAACUAUCGAUAUUUUAGCAUUAAAACAAACCAAUGAUAAUCCAACAAUAUCAAUUCCUAUAUCACAAAGUAUGCCAAAAACAUCAUCUGACAUAAUGCUCGAAGAAAAAAACCAAUUAGAAUCGAAAUCUGAAUAUGCCGUACCAGUAAAGAAAACUCCUAAUGUUAGUCUUCGUGAAACAAAAAAAGAUGAACAAAUGCGUAGUUUUAGUUUUUGUAAACCAAUUCAUGAUAUUGAUAAUGAAAUACGCCCAACACGUCCAUUAUCAAUGUUUAAUUGGUUUCAUUGUGGCGUAACAAAUCCAUUGCCAACGACAUUUCAACCAAAUAAAUUAAAAAACAAUGAUAUUGAUAAUGAAUAUGAUAAAGCUUUAGUUAAAGAAAAUAUAUAUGCGUCUGAUAUUGAUGUACAUAUACCAAUAUCGAACGACAAAGAUUAUCUUAAUGAUCAAUCAAUGAUGACAGAUUAUUUUUCAGAUUGUAAACAAACAACACAUGGUUCUUCAAUAUUAAAUGAUUUUUCACGUUUAUUUACACGUUUCGGUAAUCAUAAACAUGAACAGAAAAGAAAAUUAAAAAGAAAAUUACACAAAAAUAAUAAUCAUAAUAAUGCACGUUGUUCCAUUAUGUAA
Molecule: messenger RNA, 2013 nt
Organism: Rotaria socialis
Lineage: Eukaryota; Metazoa; Rotifera; Eurotatoria; Philodinida; Philodinidae
Source: the annotation of a GenBank genome assembly